Molecule: messenger RNA, 2028 nt
Organism: Daphnia pulex (common water flea)
Lineage: Eukaryota; Metazoa; Arthropoda; Branchiopoda; Diplostraca; Daphniidae
Product: nucleolin-like
Exons: 12
Coding region: 236-1381 (381 amino acids)
Source: RefSeq, a predicted model, not a curated record
UGCUUGUAUCGUUAAUCGUUUGGAAUAAAAAAAAUUACCUGAAAAAUAACGUCAAUCAUCGUUGGGAUUAAUUCGAAUUGAAGACGAUUGCAACUUUUGCAAGAAAAAAAAACGUUGAUUUCCGAAAGGCAAUGUCGUCGGAUCGACGAUUCUUUCGGCGCUCUUUCCUAGUUCAGGUACAAACCUUUGACCACGUUUGAUUUUAGACCACGUCGAGCUUCCUAAUGGUUAUCGAAUGCCUCAGCCAAAACGAGCUGCAGCAGAGGUUGCUGAGAAGAAAGCUUCUGAUAUUAUCAGAGCCGAUGAUGAAAGCGAAGACGUUAUGAUUGUUGAGUCAAAGCAAUCGAAUCUUGAACCACAAUCUUCGAAAGAAAAACCACUUAUUGCUGGGGCUGCUGCAAAAGAAAAACUGAAUGCAAGCAAAGGAACUGUUCACAUACCUAAGGGCAGUGGUAUGAAACACAUGGAAAAGAUGGCAGAUAAGGAAGAAACUGCACUGACUGCUAAGUUUGACAAAACUAAAAAGGAAUCGGAAGGUGUGGUUGCAGAACAGCAAAGCUCAGCAGAAGAAAGUGAUGGUGAGGAGGAAAAUGAAGACGAGGAGCAAAGAAAAGCACGGCUGCAUAAGAUUAGGGUUGAAGCAGGAAAAAAGGCAGCAGCGACAAGAAAAGCUCAUGCUCAAGGACAAGGCUCAGCAGAAGAAGAGGAAAAUGAAGACGAAGAUAAGAGAAAAGCCAGAUUGCAUAAGAUUAGGGUUCAAGCAGGGAAAAAAGCAGCAGCGACUAGAAAAUCUCAUGAAAAAGAAGAAUACUCGGAAGAAGAAUUAGAAGAAGAGGAUGAGAAAGAGGAAUAUGAGUACGAAGACGAGGAACAGAGAAAAGCCCGGCUGCAUAAGAUAAGGGUAGAAGCGGGAAAGAAAGCAGCGGCAACGAGAAAAGCCCAUGCCGGACAGCAGAGUUCCGAAGAAGAACCGGACGAGGCUGACGUUAGUACUCACGACAAAUUGUCCGCUGCUGGGAAGAAAGGUGCGGCGACGAGAUGGGCUCGUGCUAAGGGCUCUUCAGAAGAAAGUGCGGGCGAGGAAGACGAAGAAGAAAAAAAUGCCAGAUUGCAUAAAAUAAGGGUUGAAGCGGGAAAGAAAGCAGCAGCAACCAGAAAAGCCCAUGCACAACAGCAGAGUUCUGAAGAAGAACCGGAUGAAGCUGACGUUAGUACUCACGACAAAUUGUCUGCUGCUGGGAAGAAAGGUGCGGCGACAAGAUGGGCGCGUGCCAAGAAGAGGGAAUCCGAGGGAGACAAUGGCCAAGAAGAAGAGACAAAUGGCAACUCAAAGAAACUCCGUACUUCACCACGGCUCGCAAUGGAGCACUGUAAAUCCUGAUCCGUGUUUAAGAGGAAAGCUCUUGAAAUUCAAGAGCAUUUCCUCCAGCUUUUUUCGGACCUUGUGGUGGAAAUCAACUUGUCGGCUCCGCGUAGAGGAGCAUUUGAAAUCAUGGUGACUAAUUCCCGGGGUGUUGAAACCGUAUUAUGGAGUGGUCUCAAGCUUGGUCCACCUCGUCGGCUGAAGUUCCCUGAUCCGAUUUCGUUAGUGGAAGCGUUGAAGGUAGCAUUAGCUUAAGAGGUGCCAUACAUUUUUUUCUUCCAUUAAUAGUAUUAUUCCGAUGUUUUCUACAUGUUACCUGCACUCAAUUGAGACCAAUUUUUAGAUUUCCAAAAGUAAUAGAGAGCUUGUCCAGUGGCAAUAGGUGAAAAAGGUAAAGAUGAAACUUUUAUGAAGGCGUGAGAUUUUGAAAUCCUUCUAACGGGAAGGCAAUCUCUGUCCUGAUGCUAUUUCAUUGUUCCCUUUCCCUUUUAUAUUUAUCGUAGCAUGGAACAGCUCUCUUGAAACUUUUUUAUGGAACACAUUCUAGUUUUUUGUUUCGGCUAUUAUCCCAUGUACUUUGUUCGUCUCUCUCGUUUGAGUCCUGUCAAAUUCUAAUUCAAUUUAAAGUCCUAAAAACAACAAAGAAAUAAACUUAGAUUCCAAUA